AUGGCCGCCUCUCCGUACUUCCGUCCUCCGGCUCCGUCUCCAUCUCGACCAUCAUUGUUCACCCGGGACCUCGUGGAGUAUAGCGACGCAGAGCCUGGAAACAACGUGAGGGCAACUAAAUGUUCAAGCUCAAUAGAUCAUGGUCAAGCUGUCGUAGGAGACCCUGAUGCUCUGGUGAGCGACGAAGGGCUGUUCAAGCGCCUGAGGCAAGUUCCUGCUCCUUUGUAUCGUGCAAGUGAUCGCACCGCGGCACCGCCAACGAUACCCUCAAGAGCUCGGCCGAUCCGAGAGGCACCCUGUGAUGAAGGCAGCCCGAGUACAACGCCAGGCGAAGAGGAACUUCUCCGUGAACACUUGCAGUCACAGGCAGAUCUUCACGAUAAACUUAUCGACUAUUCACAGCGCAAUAGAAAUAUCCUUGACGAAUUUCGGGAUACUGCCAGUACAGCGAAGCCCACACUUAUGGAGAAUUAUGGGACCACACGAAAAUUCGAACUUGAGGGAGAUCCAGAGCAACAAGAUCAGUUGACAACAUGGUUUGGAUGUCUCGAACCUGAGCACUGGAACCAGGAGCGAGAUAAGGCUAUUUCAAGCGUCAACGAGGCGAGUAUGACGCCGCAUACAAGGAAUUCGCUGGACGGAGAGAUAAAGAUCCUCGAGCCAAAGGAACGACGUCGUGAAGUCAUUCAAAAGUUCCAUUCAAAUGUGUACGACAAUCCUGCCCAGGUUAAUGGAAAUGGGCAACCUCGUGCAAAGCAAUCGUUCAUAAAGCUAAUGAAGGAAGCUAUUGACGGCGAGAAGGCAAAGAUGUCCACUCCUCCUGUAAGCAGCUCUAAGAUCCUUCCUCUUGGUGUUAAGUUCGCCGCCGCCGUCAACCCAACGAGUACCCAUGAUCAUCAUCUCCUCGAUUGUUCAAUCCAUAUCCCCAAUCCGCAGCUCCUCCCUAAUCUCACGGAGCGCACUCAACAAGCAGACCACUAUCAGCGCAGUAAAAAGAAAGCGGAUGGUAUUGAGGAUCUCGUCCGGGAGGCGGUAUUCGCAGUAGGGUCUGAUGUCGAUCUCCUGAUGUAUCCAGCUGUCAGUAUCUCUCUCUCUCUCUCUCUGUGUAUAACCAGUCUUCCAAUCUCCAGUCUUCCAGUCCCCCAGCUGGACGAAAAGGAAAGACCAACACCAAGACCAACACCAACACCAACACCAGCACCAGCACCAGCACCAGCACCAGCACCAAAACUAAAGCAACGAACAGAUCACAUCUAG
Drepanopeziza brunnea f. sp. 'multigermtubi' MB_m1 is the source of this 1257-nucleotide messenger RNA. The record is from RefSeq and is a predicted model, not a curated record. Lineage: Eukaryota; Fungi; Ascomycota; Leotiomycetes; Helotiales; Drepanopezizaceae.